This is a messenger RNA of Saccostrea cuccullata (small rock oyster), 6901 nucleotides long. Its product is annotated as rotatin-like. NCBI's taxonomy places the organism in Eukaryota, Metazoa, Mollusca, Bivalvia, Ostreida, Ostreidae. The coding region runs from base 84 to 6788 and encodes 2234 amino acids. Gene Ontology annotation, cellular component: centriole; ciliary basal body; centrosome. The transcript is spliced from 45 exons. The record is from RefSeq and is a predicted model, not a curated record. Gene Ontology annotation, biological process: ciliary basal body organization; centriole-centriole cohesion; centriole replication.
AAAUUUUCGGCGGAUGUUUUGAAACAAGUUUGGACCUGGGAUGAUGACUUGAAUUUGGUGUUUUGCAAACAUUUUACUUGAAGAUGGCGAUGCAAACAAGACAAGACAUCAAUUUUCAAGGAAUGUUCAAAAAGCUAGGGCACAAUCUGGAGGAAAUUCGUGUGAGAAGUUUGGAAAACCUCCUGUCAAAACUUGAACAUAGUCUAGUGUGUGACUCGGAUUUGGUUAAUGAACGUCAUUUAAUGAUAAGAUUAAUUGAGUGGUUCAAUUUCCCUAGUCCACCAAAGCAAGGGGAUGUUUUGCAUCUUAUUUUGAGAUUAUCAAAGCACUCUGCAGCUGCUCAAAUUCUCCAAGACAUUGGUGCUAUUGAAUUUUUAAGCCAGCUUCGGAAAGAUGUGUUGAAGUCCUUACAGCCUGUGAUUGACCAAAUCCUGGAGAACACAAUGAGAUUGCCAGAGAUGUCAGAGGAAACCUUCAGUCCGACUUGUAUUUAUCAGAAACAGGGUUUCACCCAAGAACCAGUGUCAUUUACAACCAAUGAUGCAACAUCUGAAACAGCUCCAUCACUCACCUCAGUAUCAACUCUCCCAACAAAUGAAAACUUAGAUCCACCACACAUAAUCACUGGAAGGGAGAACUCUGAGGGAUAUUUCAAAGAUAAAGUACACCUUCUUCAAGAUCAACAAAGGGAAAAUAAUGAUGGUACUUCAAGCACAUUUCUUGUGACAACUUUUCCAUGGUUGGCUCUGACUCCUACAGACAGACAUGUCAUACAGUCAACAAACUCCUCCUUACAGAGUAGAGAAUCUCACCUGCUUGCCAGUUCUUGUGAAUUUCUGAGUGAUGUCGUUUUUCAAGAUUUCCCAGCUGAGAUAUUCUUACAAAGACCAAAUAUUGUUAGAAAUCUGUUAGGACUUCUAGGAGCUGUCCCAGAUGUAAACACACACCUGACCAUUCAUGCAGCAAAAACUCUGGGUGAUCUGACCUCUUCCUUGAGGUCAAGGUUACGGUAUUAUCAAGAUCCAGCAUUAUUUACGUGCAAACAAGAUUUCAGUUCAGCCUCCUCUUCUCCAUUCUCAAACUCCCCCAGUCUGCUGUCCAACCAGUCAGGAAGGUCAGAAGGUCACAGUCCCCUGGCAGGGUGGGGGGACACUCGCCCUAGGGGAGACGGACGAGAGGUGGACUCCUCCUCAUCAGUCAGUGCCAACUCUAGGAACUCUAGUGUCAGUGGGGGUCCAGAUGUGACAAACCCUGAGGAGACAGACAUUGAUGAUAUGAGGUCUCUACAGAGUAUGCAGAUCACCCUUCCCCAGUACUGCUCCCUGGUCAUAGAAAAGGCGGUCCCCCUCCUCAAAACGGGGGCGGAGGGGGUGGUCACCCAGCUCAUGUACCUCCUAAAUCAAGUCCUGGAGAUCUUCACUGCUAUUGUUACAAUGGAAAUUUGGCAAGAUACUUCAUCCAGAGCAAGGGAAAUUGCAGAGAGACUAUCUGGAACUUUAGAGGCCCUGAGUGAUGUAAUAAACUGUCACCACCAUGAUGAGGUCAGUCGUGGGAAAUCAAAGCAAGAGAAGGACAAAGGAGAUAUUGUACAUCACAGACUGGCCUUUAUUGGAGUCACUGGAUUUACUUCCAGACUCCUUAAGCAGUUAGUUCCAGUACAACAGGGGAGAAAACUCUUGCCAUCCAGUUUGACUAAGUCCCUGGAGCUGGUGGUGUUUGAUGAAGCCCUGUCCCACAGUUAUCCAGACAUCCAGAUCACACUGCUAGCCUACCUACAGAUCCUGAGUCCAGACAAAUACAAACUGUUUGUGGAUACAGCCAAAAUUUCACAGUCCAUCCAGAAAUCCUGCCAGUUUCUGAUGCUUUGCCAGGAGGAGGCUUACAAAGGAAGCAGUCAGAUGAUCAGUUUAGCUGAGGCCUCAAUAGAGAGUCUACCCUACCAUCUACACCUCCCGCUCGUGUCCGAGUUUGUCAAACUCUCCUCCUCCAUAUGUGCCAGGACAACUGAAGACAAAGUUCUACAGAUGAAGUGUGUGGAUGUACUGCUGAAAUUCCUGUCUCAUCCUCUACCACAGGUCAAGGAACAGACCUACAGCACUAUCAAACAGGUCAUUAAGUGUUCCCUGAAUGUGAACGAGGCAGCUGACCCUAGCUCAAGGGCCUGCUACUUGUCCAGGUUCCUGUUUAACUCUGACAUCAUGUACGAGAUCAUUGUGUUUGGACUCAAUGACAGUAACUCCAAAGUUAGCCAAACAGGCACAGAGAUCAUUUGUCACAUUUUGGAUGGCCAGCUGUUGAUGACAGAGGAUUUAUGGAGGGAGGCCCUGAACAGUUUGAUGAGACCCCUGCCAGUUUUACAGACCUAUGUUGACAUGGGGACAAAACUUGGAUCUUCCCUGCUAGCAAUGAUGGAUCCAGCAGAGUCUGAAUCAGAGGGAGGACUGACAUACUUAGAGAAACUCAGGGGCUGUAUCAGAAUCAUGUUCUCUACUGAUAUCAGAGCACGUGCAGAGGCUUUGAAGCGACUGGCCUGGUUUUUGUCUAAUGAGAGGGACAGUAACGAGAAACUACCUGUGUUUGCUUCGUUAGAUGUGACAAACUUGACCAGCAUUUUUGUCAUGGAGUUACAGCAUUCUCUUGAUGAAGAUCUGGGAAGAUCUGUGUUUCAGAUUGAUGGACUGCGGAAGGUCUAUGAAAUCUUUGUCUCAUCAUCUGUUGACCCUUCUGUGAGGAAGUCAGCUGUGGAUCAGCUGGCCAUUAUUCUUCAGGAUCACAAUCUACACACUCCGUUCAAAGCCGAGGGAGGGGUAGAAACCAUCCUCAAACACCUCAAACUUGGCCUCGUCAGGAGUGAGGCACAGAAUGAGAACCUGCAUUACUUGCCAGCAUGUGUUGCCAUCUUGAGAUCACUCGUUCAUUAUGAUUACAAACUCAGACACAAACUCGCUCGAGAUCAAGAAAUGUAUCUUAUCCUUCUAAGAGUUGCUUUCCUGCACCAGCGAGAUGAGAGAACAUGUUACGAAGUGGCUCAUAUUUUGACACUGUUGCUGUUUGAUGAAGUAGCAAAAUUUGACCUGGGAGGUGGAACAAAUCCAGUGGUUCAUUUUUCUGUGCCUACUGUGUUGAAAAAGAGGUGCCGCCUGCCAUUCCGUCCAGCAUGUCACCAUGACAACAGCCCCCAUGUGGUGGAACUGCCUCCUGAUCCUGACCCUAUAAAGACAGACAGACCACUGGAAAUGCUGCGAAUCUCCUGGAAUGUAGCCUGGCAUGGGGGACUGGAAAAACUGUUGAAGUUCCUCGCUCAGAAUAAAAAUACCAGUAAAAAUGACAAGUUUACUGAGUUUUCUCCAGUACUUCAACUUAGCUUCAUAGAGAGAAAGAUUGUCCAGUGUAGUCACUUAUCAGAGGGAAUCAAGCAGUCAUUGUACAAUAUCUCUAACGCUACCUCUCAUCAUGCAGUCAGCUCAGCCAUUGGUCAGCUGCUGAGUUAUCUGGUCAACUCCCACGGUUACGAAGGGUCAGAGGUCAUGUUUGGCCAGGACUGGAUACCCAGUGUUGGACGGUUUCUGAAGAUUCACCCCUUGAUGCCUGAUGAUGAAUCACUUCUACAGGAAGUUCUAAGGUUCCUCAGUAUGGCCCUGAGGUUGUGUAGUGAGGUACCUGAGGGGACCCUCCAGGUACUGGGGGAGGUCCUGUAUCAGCCCUCGGGGCCUCUGAUUGGCCUGUCCCAUAGGACCUCAGUACGAGGAGAGACGAGGGAUGUCCCAGAGAAUGUCAACAUUAAAAGGACUCUAGACAAAGAGCUGCUGUCAUUCAUCUCAACAUACAACUGUAAACUCCCCUACGUUCUCUGUAGAAGACUGAGGUUCCAGCAGUUACGAGGAGACCUCUGUCACCAGUUACUACAGCGCUUGAAUGUCACAGAUGCCCCCCACUUCUAUAAUCUCUCCUCCCUCGAGGGGACACUCCAGUGCCUCAUGCAUGUCACUGCCAGACCUGGAUGGAGUAGAGAGAGUACAGAACUAGAGGGCAGGACACUGUGUAGUCAGCUACUAGCUUGUCUCUUAGAGGUUGUGUCAGCUUUUCACAUUGGACGGGGAGGAGCUUCGAUGUCCUACAUGGGAAAAGGUGUCACUAAGGCAGCCACCCUGUGUCUCAGGCAUCUCGCUUAUGAAAUGUCUGUAGAAAAUAAGAAAUGGGCUGAGCAGUGGACUUAUGUACAACAGAGGGCAGAUCAACAGAACACUUCAGACACAGAGGAGGGGCACGGGUUAGACUGGUUACUGACACUGUGGUCCUACAGGGAUCCAGAGGUACGAGUAGCUGGACUAGGUAUUGGAGUGGCCUUGACCUUUACAGAGAGUGGAAGGACAGUGGUGACCUCUCACUGUAAACACAUUCCAGGUGGAGUCUGGGGCGUGGCCUUUAGUAUUCUCCUGGACCAAUCAGAAUGUAGCAUGGUCCGGCAGCAGGCAGCCUUACUGUUGGUGAACAUGACUUCACAGUCGAUGCCCUCCAGCAGUGUGGAGGCAGAACAGAGUACAUGGCAGGGGCCGGUUGUUACUGAUGAUGAGUCCAAGGUGUCCUUGGUUGGAUUAACAGCCCUGAUAGCCUUACUACACCACAGCCACUUCUAUCAGGAGAUGCUGGUGGUGUUCACCAACUUUUACGCUCAGCCGACCAUACAACAGAUCUCUGUCACAGAUGUGUUGAUGUCAUCACAGCUGUCGUCUGCUAGCUCCGAGUCCACCAUGUCUACCACAGCUGAUUUGACAUCAGUAAGUCAACAGGGUCAACAGUUCUGGAGCAGAGGAGGGGGAGAUUUCCGGGGGAGUGUAAAAUCGGGAACCAGGAAUGUCCAGACUGGUGUGACACAGCAGGCAGACAGUUCUGGCAGUACACUGAUGGCGGGGGAGGGAGGAAGUGACAUCAUCAGUGUAGCCACGCCCUCUCUGGUGGCCUCCAUAGCACAGCUGUUACGUAACCUUGUCAUUCUAGCUCCGCAAGACACAUUUACUUGUCUCAAACAGGAUUCCUUUGUACAAAUCCUCACAAACAUGGUGGAUACAAACUUGCUGGAGGCAUAUAUGCUGGAGAUGGAGGGGCCGGUCAGCUAUGACCAGUAUGAGGUGGUGUUUGGGGACCUCCUGGAGAUGUACCGCUCCCUCCUGUCCCUACUCUCGGCCUGUGUGGUGUACGACACUCCCACCAGACAAGACAUCCUGGCCAACAAGGACUUCAUCAUGUCUGCCCUAGCUCUGAUGACCAUCAGAUUCAAAGGUUCAUCGGAUGUGGAAUUAAAACUACAGGAGCUCUGGGGGUCAGUUUUGUCUUUCUUUGUCACAAACUUACAACUUCAAGGGGCAUCAACUCUAGCAGUGCUGACUGAGUGCUUACCAAAAAUCUGGAACUCUUUCUCUGAAAACCUAUGUAACAUCAUUAGAAAAAGACUGGACCUAGAGCAUGACUUAUUCUCCAUGUGUCUACAGUUUCUCUCUGUAUUGUUAAGUGAGGAGGGGAAACUCUGGGGAAGACAAGUAGAACUGACUAAUGUCACAAUCACAGAGCUCCUGGACUCUAGUAAUGGAGAUGAGAGAGAAGAGAACAGUUCUGGCUGGCGUCUGUGUGAGGCGUUGAUUCCAGUGUAUGAACAAAUGGUAAUACGCUCUACAGAUCACAAAAAUUCCGAGAGACUUCACGCCGCCGCGGCACUCAGGAAUUUGCUGGCUGUCAGUCAGACCGCAAAAUCGGCAGCUUUACAGAUGGGUUUUGUUGAGACUACAAUAGAAAAUGUCAAACAGCUACAUUCCAAAAUUAACCUGGAAGCCCUGCAACUGGGAAAAACUACAGCAAAAAAGAAAGAUGAUUCUUUGGUCCAGGAUCUUGUCAUAAUUUUUGACAUUCUUAGAAAUCUACUUUUCAUGAAUGAAGAUGCCAAGAUGGCUUGCUAUCACUCAGAUCUCCCUGCAGUCAUUUACAAGAUUUGGCCAUGGUGUCAGAUGGAGCCGCAGUUAAUGAUCUCCACCAUUUCUCUCCUGUCCACUUAUGUGGCUAAAUGUUUAACUGCUGCCAGUUCCCUGGCUUACACCUCUCCAUCCUCAACAUCCACCAUCCAAAAUGUGAGAUCCUCCUCCAGUCAACUGGGCACCAACUCCUUAGUCCACUGCCUACUGAAACUGGCAGGGAAAGAUGGAGUCAGGGAACCACUGUUAAAGGCUCUUUAUGGACUUCUGGCUACACUCGCUCUGUCAUCUGAGUGCCGAAAUAUCAUGUUCAAAAGCAACUUUUUCCGAGAGUUUACAGAGUUAAAUCCCAGGAAAACCAAGAAGACUAAACAUAAUAAAAAUCUAGAAAUCUACUGGUUGGAACUGAUGGUAAAUUUGUCCUUCUCCACUGAAGGCCAACAGAUGAUUCUGAAAACAGGGGAUUCUGUGGAUCUACUGCUAGAUUUUGUGGAGUGUGGGAAUGGGGCCACCCUGGAGUAUUCCAUACUGAUCAUCAGAAACAUGUGUUGUCACUGCAGCAGCAAACCUAAGCUACUAGCCAAUGAUAAACUGCUGCCUCUUCUGCUGGCCUGCUUGAACAAGGAUUCUGUUAAAGUUCAGACCAUUGCAGCAUCAGCUCUUCUGGGUCUGGUGUAUAAUAACCAAAAGGCCAAAGUGAUGCUGAAAAAUGCUAAUCUACUGCCUAAAAUACAAGAAAUUUUAUCCAAUCUCAACAAUCUACAAAGUACACCAGAAAAGUGUGUGCAGGAUUUGACUUCAGUGCUUGUAGCUGUAUCGGAGUGAAUGUAAUCCGUACAAAUUAGUGCUCUUAUGAUAGUUACUAGAACAGUUCCUAUACACAAAGCUAGAAAUAUGAAUUGAGAAAUAAAAGAGCUCAUCUGUGAUAUUACAUGUAC